GACUAUAAACUACUACUAUCACUACCACAUAACACAACACAUCCUCCCUCUUUCCCGAAACUGGAAAAACUUAAACAAAUCCAUAAAACAAUAAUCAUGGGUUGGAAUUGGAUGAGGAUCACCUUCAACCUUGUCUCGGUAUCACUCUCCCUGCUGCUGCUCCUCAAUUUUGCAACUACCGCUAAAGCACAAGGUCCCACAUAUAUUUACAAUAUUUGUUCAGACAACAAGACCACUCCCAACAGCCUCUUCAAAAAGGAUAUUAACACCCUCUUCUCAUCUCUCUCUUCCAACGCCACCGCCAACGCUGAAUUCUUCAACACCACCGUCCCUGGCACAAACUCCAACGACACGGCCUACGGUCUCUUCAUGUGCAGGGGCGACUUCUCCUCUUGCGGGCAGUGCGUGGUCAACGCCACACAGAAGCUUUCAUCCGAUGCAGAUUGUUCCUUAUCAAAACGAGCCAUCAUUUGGUACGACGAGUGCAUGGUUUGGUAUUCCAAUAACCGCUCUAUCUUGUCCACAAUGUUCACGAGGCCCGGCGUUUACCUCUCCAACACGGGGAAUGUCUCCAACCAGGAAAGCUUUAUGAAGUUGUUGUUCAGAACCAUGAACGAAACGGCGGAAGAAGCAGCCAAGUCCCCUGUUCUUGAAAAGAAAUACGCUACAAAGCAAGCCAACAUAUCUGGUUUUCAGAACCUUUAUUGUAUGGCUCAGUGUACCGAUAACCUCACACCACGAGACUGUGCCAGCUGUCUAACUGAAGCCAUAACCGAAUUAACGCCUUGCUGUGGAGGAAAGCAGGGAGGGAGGGUUCUAUUCCCCAGCUGUUUCGUUCGGUAUGAGUUGUACCCUUUCUAUCGCUCUAAUGCUUUGGCUCCUUCGCCUUCACCAGCUGGACCAGGAGGAUUUGUUCCAGCCACACGAUAUUUGUAUAAUGAUUCAAAAGAUACGGAGGAUCCUGUUUAUCUUAAUUGCACUUGCUCGAGUAACAAUAAAGCCUCAGACUCCGAUAAGGACUUCCAGUUACAUCUCCGCACCCUCCUCUAUUCCUUGUAUUCCAACGCCACCAGCGGUAACUUGUUUAAGAAGGUGGAAGCAGGUAUAGUGUCUGGGCUCUUCAUGUGCCGUGGUGACCUUCCGUCCCGCCUCUGCUCACAGUGCGUGGUCCUUGCAAAAGAUCGAAUUUGGUCCAAGUGCCGCUUCUCCAAAGAGGCUGUUAUUUGGUAUAGUCACUGCUUGCUUCGCUAUUCCGAAGCAGAUAUCCGCUCGACGUAUAUAGCAAGUCCUUUGUUUAACGAGUUCAACAUGACCAGCAGCUUCAUUUCUACCCAGCAGCAAAACUUCUUCAAUACUCUAUCUGGUAUUUUACUUAGAUUGACCAACCUGACAGGUGACAAUGGUAACCGAUAUUUGACAGAUAAAUCAAAAUUGAAUCCCUUUCAAACUCUUUACACUCUGGCUCAGUGUACGCCAGAUCUCUCCAGCGAUGACUGCACAAACUGUCUCCGUGAUGUGAUUGGAUCAGCAAUACCAUGGGCUCGUUUGGGAAGUGUCGGUGGAAGAGUUCUAUCUCCUAGCUGCACUCUUAGGUUUCAAUUAUUCCAAUUUUACAGAGGUGAUGAUGAUGCUCCACCUCCUGAGCUACGUGGUGGUCCUUCUACAACAGAAAAUGGAAAAGGCCACUCCCGGCGAACAAUAAUCUCAAUUGUUGUGCCCUCAUUUGUUUCGGUGAUACUCCUCUGUUUCGGUUGCUAUUUGCUUCGGAGAAAAACAAGAAAGAGCGACAAGAAUAUUCUUAGAGAAAACUUUGGUGACGAAAGUGCCUCUAUAGAGCCAUUGCAAUUCGAGUUGGCUAUAAUUGAAGCAGCCACGAACAACUUUUCACAUGAGAAUAUGAUUGGAAAAGGUGGAUUUGGAGAAGUUUAUAAGGGCAUUCUUUUUGAUGGACGACAAAUAGCAGUGAAAAGACUCUCAAAAAGUUCCAAACAAGGUGAACAUGAAUUCAAAAAUGAAGUGUUAUUGAUAGCCAAACUCCAACACAGAAAUUUGGUCACAUUCAUUGGUUUUUGCCUUGAAGAACAAGAACGAAUACUUAUAUACGAAUACGUGCCGAAUAAGAGCCUUGAUUACUUUUUAUUUGAUGGUAAACGGCUGUUGAGUUGGUUUGAUCGAUACAAUAUUAUCAGAGAAACAGCUCGAGGAAUUCUUUACUUACAUGAACAUUCUCGACUUAAAGUUAUACAUCGUGAUCUUAAACCCAGCAACAUUCUAUUAGAUGAAAAUAUGAAUCCAAAAAUAUCAGAUUUUGGUAUGGCUAGAAUUGUUGAAAUAAACCAAGAUCAAGGAAGUACAAAUAGAAUUGUUGGAACACACGGUUAUAUGUCUCCUGAGUAUGCAAUGCUUGGACAAUUUUCUGAUAAAUCCGACGUUUUUAGCUUUGGAGUCAUGCUUUUGGAGAUUAUUACUGGAAAGAAGAACACAAACUCUUAUAAAUCACACUAUGUUUAUGAUGGUCUCCUGAGUUACGUUUGGAGACAAUGGAGGGAUAACAUGUCAUUGAGUAUAUUAGACCCAAAUAUUAAAAAUAACUAUUCAGAAAUUGAAGUCCUUAAGUGCAUUCAAAUUGGUUUAUUAUGUGUUCAACAAGAUCCUGAUGCAAGACCAACAAUGGCAUCCGUUGUUACAUAUCUUAGCAGCCAUUCAAUUGAAUUGCCACUUCCACAAGAACCUGCAUUUUUCAUGGACAAAAAGAUGGACCAAAGAGCAGCUGCACAAGAAUCAAGUUCUGGUUCACAUCCACUUUCACAAAAUGAAAUGUCUAUAAGUAACUUUCUUCCUAGAUAAUAGUAUUUAACUUUUGACUAACGUUCUGUGCAAACAAUUGCCAUUGCUGUUAGUAUAAAAUUAAGAUAAGAUUUCAAUUCUACUUUGGAGCUUGUAUGGACUGGGGAUCGAAUUAUGAUAUCUUUUGUUA
Messenger RNA from Arachis stenosperma, 2977 nucleotides. RefSeq names its product cysteine-rich receptor-like protein kinase 25. Gene Ontology annotation, biological process: protein phosphorylation. Gene Ontology annotation, molecular function: ATP binding; protein serine/threonine kinase activity. Lineage: Eukaryota; Viridiplantae; Streptophyta; Magnoliopsida; Fabales; Fabaceae. The transcript has 7 exons. The record is from RefSeq and is a predicted model, not a curated record. Bases 97 to 2847 code for a protein of 916 amino acids.